GAGAAGCUAGGAAAACAGUUCUGACUAAGCCAAGUGACUCUUCACCUGAAGUGAUAAACUACCUGGGUAACAAGGCAUGUGAAUGUUACAUUUCCAUUGCUGACUGGUCAGCUGUUCAGGAGUGGCAAAACAUGGUCCAUGAACUGAAGAAGAGCAAUAGUAAUACCUCAAUCAAUCUGAAAGCAGAUUUUAACUACAUAAAAUCUUUGAGCAGCUUUGAGUCUGGACAACUUACUGAGUGCACUGAACAACUAGAAUUACUACCAGGAGAAAAUAUCAACCUGCUUGCAGGGGGAUCCAAAGAAAAAAUAGACAUGAAGAAGCUCCUUCCUAAUAUGCUGAGUCCUGAUCCAAGAGAACUUCAAAAAGCAGUUGAAGUACAGCUUUUGAGAAGUUCAGUAUGUCUGGCAACAGCUGCAAACCACAUAGAUCAGGAGCAAAAGUGGCAGUCAAUAUCUGA
Molecule: messenger RNA, 460 nt
Organism: Cyanistes caeruleus (blue tit)
Lineage: Eukaryota; Metazoa; Chordata; Aves; Passeriformes; Paridae
Source: RefSeq, a predicted model, not a curated record